UAAAUGGCUGUCGAUGCCAUUCAUUCUACACAGUGCACCUUUAAACCUCCCUUUUCCUCCGUGUGUGUUGUGUACCCUCAGGAUGCGAAGCUCCGGGAGCUGCUGGAUGUGGGCACCCUGGUGGGGAAGAUGGAGAACAGGAUGUUGACGGUGGUGAGCGGCCCGGACAUGGUCAACAUCACCUACCUCAACUUCAUGGCCUUCCAGGAAGAGGUCGCUAAGGAGUGGGCAGAGGAGCUAUUCAACCUGGCGUCCAACCUCUUGGCCCAGAACAUGUCGAGAGAGGCUUGUCUAGAGAAAGCGUCUACUUUGUCUCUGUGGCUCAACUUGCCACGUUGCUCUCGUCUCUUCAUCGUUCUUCUUCUACAGAGCGACUCCAUACCCCAGGAGGACUUCACACCAGAUGUGUACAACAUGUUCCUCAGCAACAUCUGCCCCAGGCCAGAGCUUGACCACAUCUUCUCUGAAGUGGGGGCUCGGAGCCGUCCCUACCUCUCCAUGGAUCAGAUGACGGAGUUCAUCAACAGCAAGCAGCGGGACCCCCGUCUCAACGAGAUCCUGUACCCCCCCCUGAAGGCGGAGCAGGUCCAGCAGCUCAUGGACAAAUACGAGCCCAACGUGGCCCUGGCCCAGAAAGGUCAGAUCUCCAUGGACGGCUUCGCCCGCUACCUGUGCUGUGAGGAGAACGGCAUCAUCCCCCCAGAGAAGCUGGACCAGAGCGAGGACAUGGCCAUGCCGCUGUCCAACUACUUCAUCAACUCCUCGCACAACACCUACCUCACAGCUGGCCAGCUUGCGGGGAGCUCUUCGGUGGAGAUGUACAAGCAGGUCCUGCUGUCGGGCUGCCGUUGCAUCGAGUUGGACUGCUGGAAGGGACGCACCACAGAAGAAGAGCCUGUCAUUACCCACGGCUUCACCAUGACAACGGAGAUCUCCUUCAAGGAGGUCAUCGAGGCCAUCGCAGAGUGUGCCUUCAAGACCUCCCCCUUCCCCGUCAUCCUCUCCUUCGAGAACCACGUGGACUCCCCAAAGCAGCAAGCCAAGAUGGCAGAGUACUGCCGGUCAAUAUUUGGAGACGCAUUACUGACAGACCCUCUGGAGAAAUAUCCACUGGAGUCGGGGGUCCCGCUGCCCAGCCCGGGGGACCUGAUGGGGAAGAUCCUGGUGAAGAACAAGAAGAAGCACCACAAGGCGGGCGGCAGCGGCAAGAAGAAGCUGACGGAGCAGGUGUCCAACACCUACAGCGACUCCUCCAGCGUCUGCGAGCCCUCCUCCCCCAGCGCAGGGUCCACUAAAGAGGAGGCAGGGGACUCCUCCCAUCCUCCAGAGGGCGCUGAGCUCAGCCUGAGGCCACACGGCCGCAAGUCCAUCGGUGAAGUGGAGGCAGAAAGUGAUGAUGAUGAUGACGACGAUGACGACUGUAAAAAAGGCUCAAUGGAGGAGGGUACAGCGGGGAGUGAAGCAUUUGCAACAGAAGAGAUGUCUAACCUCGUCAGCUACAUCCAGCCAGUGAAGUUCCACAGCUUCGAGGGCUCCAAAAAGGUGAACCGCAGCUACCAGAUGUCCUCCUUCGUGGAGACCAAGGCCUUGGAGCAGCUCACCAAGUGUCCAGUGGAGUUUGUGGAGUACAACAAGAUGCAGCUGAGCAGGAUCUACCCCAAGGGCACCCGGGUGGACUCCUCAAACUACAACCCCCAGCUCUUCUGGAACGCUGGCUGCCAGCUGGUGGCCCUCAACUUCCAGACCAUUGACCUGUCCAUGCAGCUGAACCUGGGCAUGUACGAGUACAACGGGAAGUGUGGGUACCGGUUGAAACCGGAGUUCAUGAGGCGACCGGACAAACACUUUGACCCGUUCACCGUGAGCACCGUGGACGGGAUCGUCGCCAACACACUGUCCGUGAAGAUCAUCUCAGGCCAGUUCCUGUCCGAUAAGAAGGUGGGCACCUACGUGGAGAUAGAUAUGUUCGGCCUGCCCGUGGACACCAAGCGGAAAGCCUUCAAGACCAAGACCUCCCAGGGCAACGCCAUCAACCCGGUGUGGGAUGAGGAGCCCAUCGUCUUCAAGAAGGUCGUGCUGCCCACCCUGGCGUCGCUGAGGAUAGCGGUGUUUGAGGAAGGAGGAAAGGUCAUAGGUCAUCGCAUCAUCCCUGUGUCCGCCAUCCGACCAGGAUACCGCUACAUCGGCCUCCGGAACGAGAAGAACCAGUCCUUGAACAUGCCCGCCUUGUUUGUCUACUUGGAAGUCAAGGACUACGUCCCAGAUACAUUCGCCGAUGUCAUCGACGCCUUGUCUAAUCCGAUCCGUUAUAUCAACCUGAUGGAGCAGAGAGCCAAUCAGCUGGCUGCCCUCACCCUGGAGGAGGAGGGAGAGGAGGGGGCUGACAAAGAGGCGGACGCAGGGGGGACGCCCCGUCUGCCCAAGGUGGACCAGCGGGCGGCGGUGCCCUCGGAGAACGGCCUGAGCCACACCCCCGUCAGCGCCCCCAAGCCCCCCUCCGUGGGGGGGCACCAGCCCCAGCCCACAGGCUCCCUGAAACCUUUGGUGAAAUCGGAAGACAUCAUCCAUACAGUUCUCACCGAGAUGGAGGCCCACUCGGUGGAGGAGCUGAAGCAGCAGAAGGGCUUCGUGCGGGAGCAGCGGCGGCAGUACAAGGAGAUGAAGGAGCUGGUGAGGAAGCACCACCGCAAGACGGGCGAGCUGAUCAAGGAGCACGGGGCGCGGGCCGGAGAGCUGCAGAGCCAGCACCAGCGGCGCCGCUCGGCCCUGGUGAAGAGCCGCAAACGAGACGGUAAGAAAAGAAUGAUGUAUCAACAGGUCGGAGGCAUCCCUGAGCUCCCUGGACCAGGAGCUGGGGGAGCUGAGAAGGAGUGGGCCCAGCAGCUGGCCGACCUGAAGGAGCAGCAGCAGCAGCAGCUCCUCGCGCUGCGGCAGGAGCAGUACUACAGCGAGAAGUACCAGAAACGAGAGCACAUCAAGCAGCUGGUGGAGAAGUUGACCGCCAUAGCGGAGGAGUGUCAGAGUUGCCAGACGAAGAAGAUCCGAGAUAUCUGUGAGAAGGAGGAGAAGGAUCUGAAAAAGAAAAUGGACAAGAAAAGGCAGGAGAAGAUCAACGAGGCCAAGUCCAAGGACAGAAAUGCUACUGAAGAGGUGAAGAUGGAGAUCAACAGAUCGUUUGUCAAUGAAGUUGUGCAGUACAUCAAGCGGCUGGAGGAUGCCCAGGGGAAGAGGCAGGAGAGGUUGCUGGAGAAACACAAGGACGUCCGCCAGCAGAUCCUGGAUGAAAAGCCAAAGCUGCAGAGUGACCUGGACCAGGAGUACCAGGACAAGUUCCGCCGGCUGCCCGUGGAGAUCCAGGAGUUCGUCCAGGACAGCAGCAGGACCAAGCUCCGGGACGACCCGAGCCUGCAGAGCAGCCUGUCGGUGUCCUCCAUCAGCGAGAGGCUCAGCAAGGCCCUUCAGUCCGAGGAGGAGACGGAGGACGGGUCCACGGAGCGAGUCUACGACACAUCCCUCUAGGGACGCUUCAGAGGACAACCCCCAAUCCCCCCAGCCCCCCCCCCCCCCCCCCCCCCCCCCCCCCCCCCCAUCCACGUUUCGACGAAAACGCCCGGCGUCGCGAUCCGGGACACUUGAUUGGGUGGCGAUGUUUGUGACCACCGCAGACAGAAAGAUGAAGGGCCCUUCUCAACAUCCGCCUGCGGCAAUGCGCCGCCUCCGGUCUAUAGGUUAACCAAUGGGAGGAUUAGUUGAUAUCUGAGCCUAGCUAGGUGAGUAGAGAUUGCCUCUGCACCCCCCCCCCCACUCUUCAACACACACACACACACACACACACACACACACACACACACACACACACACACACACACACACACACACACACACACACACAUACACACCCCCCCCCUGCCUUUGCUUUCAGAGUCCUGUCGAAAAAAGGCAAAAGAAAACCCAUCUAUGUAAAUACUUUUUAAUGUAUUUGUAUGUUUUGUUGUCGUCUCUUUUUUGGUACGGCCACAGGAUGUGUAACAAAGCACUAAGGAUUUGCAGGAAAUGACUUACUUGAAUUAUGACAGAGAGAGAGAAUACUUUCUUUUUUUAAUCAUGUUUUUUUUUGUUCGUCUUUUGUUCCAUCCCUGUUUUUAAUUCACGUUAAUGUCCAGAGGUGCCAAGGUUUGGCUUUGUUGGAAGCACAUUUCAAAAAGCGGAUAUGAGCGUCACUGAAAUGGGGGUCUUAUUGUUAAUCCAACCACUACAUAUUCAGAGUCGAGCUGCCAUAGACGUGUCGUCUAGAUCCAUCCCGUAAUUUGCACUGGAGGCUUUUAUGUAACUCUUUGACCCACAAGCACUGGUGGUUUGUUGGAUUUUAUUAGAUUUAUAUUUUUAACAUUUUGUCUUCACUGCACUAGGUCUAUAUGUUGCUGCUAGUCCAUUUCAAUGCAGAGGUGUUUUUCCUUGUUGAGAUAUGCUUUUGUAUGAUAUUAGGAAUGGCAUUAUCAUGUUGAAUAUGUUGUUUCGUCAUUUCCAUUGAUCAACUUUAUUUAGGUUUUUAUAGUUAUUUUUAGAGGCAAAUAUCUGAGACACCUGGUCUCAAGUGUUUGGUUCCCGAGAGAAAGUGAAAUUGUACAGCAACUGCAUGUUUUGAAAAUGUAAAUGUUACAAUGGCUAUGUAGCAAGAAUAGAUAGAUAUAUCAACUUGAUGUACAUUUGUUUUAAUGUAUAGAAAGUCCAUAACUUUUAAAUAUAAAUGAACUAAAAAUUAACUGAACCUGCAAAAACAACGACGACCUAGUGUUGCUGGGAAGAACCACAUGGGAAUACCGGGAUGGGCCAGAAACCACCAAGAUCUCCCUUUACCCAAAAUAGAUCCCAAGUAUAAUCCCUCAUUACUACUGUAUCUCCCUAAAACACAUACACACACACAUCUAAACAGUUGCAGACAACCAGUACUAGACUGUGUCUCUCAUAUUGUACAACGAUUGUCAACGUUUCAAUUCUUAAAUACCGUUCAUACGAUUUGCCUACUGCUGGCGUCGGUCUCAGAACUUAAAUAUUGACGACAGCAGCGUGUUGCGGUCUGGUAGUGGCAGAGUCAGGACUUUAGGACUGACCGUCGACAACCUUGGUUGUUUUGUGUAAAAAGAGCACCGGCCUUAGCACUCUCAGUCCUGAGUACCUGAAUACACCUGCAUAAGGCCCAGCCUGUGUCGACCAUACGGAGGAAGUGCUCUCUCACUUCCUGUCAGUGCUUUCUCCACUUCCUGUGAGUGCUGUGCCUGAACCGAUGUUGUCAUAUGUUGAUUAUGAGAUAUUUCAAAUUGAUUUGAUGGCUGUAAAAAGUAGAAAAAGUACAAUAGGUAACCUGACGUGUGUGUACGAGUAACUUAGGAAAAGAAAAUAACCAUAAAAAAGAUGACUGACUGUGAGAGUCCCGUGCCUUCCAGUGGGUUUGCCUUGUGUAGAUGUUGAAUGCGUGAAAUGCAUCACUGUUUUAAAUUGCCAUUAUAAGGUAUUUGAGGCUGUCUUAUACUGAAUAGCGCGUGUGCACUUUUUUUCAUAGUACACUACCACUACUGAGUAAGGCUUGUCGUGCAUUAGAAACACAAGGAGACGUCCCCCCCCGUAGUUCCGGACCACUUUAUUUAACAAUCCCCUCCUCCUCCUCCACUUGUUUGUGUAUGCAUUCUGGGUUGUAAACGUGUGUGUAUGACAUAAAAGCUAAACAUGAAACUGAAAAGAGCAUAGUGUAAAGGGAAUCUUGCCUGUAAUUCAAAUAAAUGUGUCUAUUACUAUA
Messenger RNA from Gadus macrocephalus (Pacific cod), 5794 nucleotides. Its product is annotated as 1-phosphatidylinositol 4,5-bisphosphate phosphodiesterase beta-1-like. Gene Ontology annotation, biological process: phosphatidylinositol-mediated signaling; lipid catabolic process; memory. Gene Ontology annotation, molecular function: calcium ion binding; phosphatidylinositol-4,5-bisphosphate phospholipase C activity; calmodulin binding. The record is from RefSeq and is a predicted model, not a curated record. Lineage: Eukaryota; Metazoa; Chordata; Actinopteri; Gadiformes; Gadidae. Gene Ontology annotation, cellular component: nuclear speck; cytoplasm.